This is a messenger RNA of Anopheles arabiensis, 7107 nucleotides long. Its product is annotated as polyhomeotic-proximal chromatin protein. Lineage: Eukaryota; Metazoa; Arthropoda; Insecta; Diptera; Culicidae. The record is from RefSeq and is a predicted model, not a curated record. The transcript is spliced from 5 exons. The coding region runs from base 518 to 5140 and encodes 1540 amino acids.
AAGAAAAAUCGUCCGUCAGCGAUAGGAGCAGAACACACACAGCAGCCAAAAGUAAAAGAUUGGGUAGGAAAGCAGCCGUAAAUAGCGUAACCAUAAAGGGUCAUAAUGGAGUGAACUGUGUUGCAGUCGCUGGCCGGACCCUUUGCACGUGCAUUGCCGAACGUUGUACACGCGGGGCCCAUACGCAUCACGGCACGGCGAGAGCGGAAGGAGGCGCAAUUUCGGGCGCUCGAUGACUGCGCGGUGGUGAAGUAAUCACGCAAGAGGCAGUGCAACAACAACAGCAGUAAAAACAACAUUGUCCGGACGAGCAAAAAAGAAGGCCUUCGCCAAGUGCUUCCAGCAGCUGCCGCAAUUUAUAAGUGCUGAUUUUGCAGCUCGACAACGGCAGCUCUCGCUUUGUGCGUUGUGAAAUAUUGCAGACACUGAAGCGAAGACAUUGACGAAAGCACACUGUCCCAUCCAGCAAUCUAGAGCGGGAAUUAAAAGGGUGCGGGUGUUGGUAGCCACAAGGGUCAUGUCAUGUCAGUCAACGACACGAGCACAGGAGGAUCCGUACGCGUUCACGGAAUCGGCACCGCUGCAGGCGAACUCACUGGCGUACGCAAACCAUUCGAGUGCAGUUAGUGGUAGUGGUAACAGCAGCAGCAGCACCAGCAAUAGCAGCUCCAGCAACAGCAAUAAUGCAACAUCCACCUCGGCCACCAUACAGACCGCGUCCUCCGGGGCAAGUCUGCUCCUCACGACGACCAACGCGGCCGGUACGGCAUCCAAGGAUAAAAUAGUAACCGUCUCCCCAUCCGUAAACGCUUCAUCCCCGGCCACACUGAAAGUGCGCUACAAUGGUGUGGUGGCAACGGGGCCAACGAUUGUAAGGGCCCCCAUGACGGUCGGCACGACGGUGCCCGUGUUCACGAAACCGGUGCAAAUAAGGGCACAGACGGCGGCACAGGGUACGGCCACCCAGCCGGCCCAGCAAACGGUGACGGUCGGCAAACUGAUCAAGAAGGUGCUGCCCCAGCAGAAUGGACCGAUGAUAACGACCGUCGUGGCGGGCGGGACAAAAAUUAUUUCCCGCCUGCAGCAGUCCAGCCAAGGGGCGGGCGGACAGCAGCAGCUGCAGCCGGUGAUAUCAACGGCCGGGGGGUCGAUUUUAAAGUUUAUCAAAAUUCCACCCCAACAGCUGGCGAAGGGAACGGCGGCCGGCGGCACGACGAUACCGCAGGGAAGCUUCAUUCAGGUAACCGCCACAGGGGAGGGCGCGGGCAGGAAGCUGCUAGUGAACAGUGGGAUCGGUAGUAAUGGCGUAAGUCCAACCAUUUCCGUCGCUACCAGCACGGCAAGGAUAGCAACGGGCGGGACGGCUGCCGUCAGUCGGAACGUUGCCGGCGUGACGGUGGUGCCGAGCCUUCCCACCGGUCUGCCGACUAAGAUCCGGCUAAUGCAGCCGCAAAUGCAAGGGAAACUGAUUUUGCAAACGUCCAAUAGUGGUACUGGCACGCAAAUUGCUACUCCGGUUAGUGUAGCGACGCUGCGAAAUACGCUCGUGAAGCAAGCACAACAGCAAAAACAACAACAGCAACAAACACAACAGUCGCAACAACAACCCCAACUACUGCAACAGAAGCAGCAACAGCUACAACAGCAGCAAAUUUUGCAACAAAAGACAGUUACAUUACAACAGCAGCCAACUGCCCCCACGCCAAAGCAGCCCCAAAUCAUUCAACAACCAUUACAGCAACAGCAGAAAUCCCAACCACAGCUGCAGCCCCAAAAACCCACUCCCUCGCAAGUGCAGCAACAGCCGAUUGUACUCAGACAGCCAACGAACGUACCGCAGUUGAAGCAAAAGCAAAUCCUUACCAUCCAAGCAUCGCAAUCAUUGUCGCAAACGUUGGCGAAAGUAACGUCUCCGCAGCAGCAGCAGCAGCAGCAGCAGCAGCAGCAGCAGCAGCAGACAGUCAAGCCACAACCGUUGGUGCAACAACCCCAAACGUUACCAAAUCGUGAAAAUGCCGACAGCACACAACAUUUGCUAAAACAACCACAACAAAGCGCUACGGUUCAGCAGCAGCCACAGCCGCAGCAAGUGGCAAGUUCCAAAAGUCUACUGCAGCAGACUGUCCCCAAACAGUCGUUACUUUUGCAGCAGCAACAACAGUCCCAACCGCUCCAGCAGGCAGCGAAACAGACGUCAUCGCCUGCGUUGGCGGUGCAGUCCACCGCUAAACCACAGCCGACGGCACAGCAAUCCCAAUCGCUGCUGCUACAGACCCAGCGAAAACAGCAACAAUCGGUCGCCGUAUCGCCAGGGGGUAAGGUGCGGCCCGUACAGCAGCCCCAGAAAGUGGUCACCUCGGUAGCGCCCGUAUCUCUGCUCACCUCGUCGGUGGUCACGACCAAGGGUGGCUCACUGCUGGUGAAAGUGAACGAACCGUUGGUAGGAAAAUCGGCAAAGGACGGUGCAAGCAGAACGCCAGUCGCCUCGCCCGAUGUGCGGCGUGUUGUGCAGCAGCAGCAGAGUUUGCUCGUUUGCUCUGUUCCGCCUACUCCAAAGGCACGCGAUCAAUCACCAGCGGCCAAUGGUGGGGAGACGAACAUACUCCCAUCCCCAGCACCAGCAGCAUCGGGUGCGCCCGAGCCUAAAGUCGCUCCAGUGAUUGCGAAAAAGGAUGCAGCAGACGCAAUUGCUCCGUCCAGUACCAAGGAAAGUGUGGCGCAAAAGGAAAUUAAGCUUACAGAACAACCCACCCCGCAGGAGUCGAAACAACAGCAGGCGACGAAACUGGGAGACUCGUCGAGUGCGGCCACUGCGAACGGGAAGGUGGUGCGGCAGGCAAUGGGCCGCAAAUCGGCAGCUUCGGGGAAAACGCCCGCCAAAGUGCAAAAGACGGGCAAGCGAACCUACAGCCAGCAUGCACUGGAAGACCAGCAACAGCAGCCUGCUCGUGGAAGGACAUCUUCGGUGGAAGUUAAUGCCACGAUCGGUGGCAUUGUUUCGCCAUUGCCGUUGAAAAGCGCCGUUAGCAGCUCACCGAACGUCUCGCCCGGUUUAUCUGAGGCCAGCUUAGCCGCUACAUCGCCACUGGCCAGUGUGAAGCUGGAACAGGAGGUGGAGAUAAAGCAGGAAGAUGAGGAGUCUGCCGAUGAAAAGCCGAUCAAGCAGCUGCGCUUUGCGGCACCGUCGGUUCCGGGCGCGGUCGUGGUACCGUCGAGACGUCCGAAGGUGAAGGAAUGGCAUGCGCCCGGUGCGUACCUGUUCGAUCUGAAAGAUCCGGGCGACGAGUCGGACGACGACGCGUACGACGAGUACCCGAACACGCUUUCCUUCUGGUACGAGGAAUCGAUUGCAAUCACCGUACCGGAGAGCAGCACGUCAAGCUGGGGAAUGAAUCCGACGCAGCGGGGGACGCUGUCCGGUAGUGGGCGUGGCGGAAAGAAUAAAUCGGCCCGCCGAACGCAGGACGCCAAGUUCCAGAUACGCAUGCUGUCGCGCGACGAGCAGCUGGAGCUGAAGAAGGCUUACCUGCAGCGGCGGGCAGUCCAGUGCAGGAAUGGUUUGCGGAUGCGCAGCAUAGCGGCGGCCGCCACCAAGAAGCGAUUGGAAUCGAUGGCAAUAAUGGUCGCCAAGCUGGACAAGCGCCGGCAGGCGGAGCUCAACAAACAGAGUGAAAAAACGCCCUGUGCUCACGAGGGCUGCACCAACUCGGCCCUUGUAAUGACGGCCCACUGCUACGAUCACAUUACGGAGGACACGGAGCAGUGUUUGUUUCAGCGAUGCACGGCCAAGUUUUCCGACAACAGCCAGUGCCGGGUGCCGGUGUUUGACGUUAGCCACGAGCUGAUCCUCUGCAAGGAGCACGCCUGGAAGCACGACAAUCACGACAAGAUGUCCCACGAGGUGAAAAUGCACAAGAAACCAACGCCGGCAGUGGCGCUGGCAACGCCAACGGCAACACCCACGCCGCCGGCAAUGGCUGCAGGGCGCAAGAAGCUGAAACCCGCCCAACCGCCGGUCAUGGUGCGAACACAGAAGCGGCCCAAAAAGAAGAAGAAGCUUACACCACUGCAACAGCAAAUACUUUUGCAGCAGCAGCAGUACAAGCAGCAGUUUGCGAUGCUGCACCAUCAUCCCGCUAGCCAGGGGCAGGCGAAACAAUCUGCUCCUGCUGCUGCUGCUGCUGCUGUUACUGCUGCAAACCAGCUACAGCGGCCGACAGCGGAAACGAAGUUGUUGUUACAGCAACAGCAGCCCCAGCAGCCCCAGCAGCAACAGCGAUCCUUACUGACCACUUCGUACAGUAAUGGUAAGGUGCAGAGACAGGUUAAGGUGUCGUCGCCGGUAGCUUUAUCCAAGGCAACGCCAACGCCAGUAGCUGCUCAGCCCGUCCCGCGGCAGCAGCUUCUAGCCAAUGGUGUCACUAAAAGCCCACCCAAACCUCUCCAAAGUUCGAACUUGCCCUCCCACCCAACAGCGCAAGCGAGUCGCCAGUCACACAUUCCUGCUGCUGCUGCUGCCGUUGCCAAUAACCGAACCGGACCUGUCAGUGUCGCUGGAUCGACCGUUUACCGAGCGCCACAUAGUAAUAGUGCGACCGCGAAGAUCGUGGAGCAGAUAGAGCACGAUCACGAGCAGCAGCAACUGUCGCAGCAGCACGGUAACGCACCGCCGUCUGCAAACACGCCGGAUCUGUUGACGAUUUGUGAGAACAGCUCCGCGUACGCCAGCUCGGAAGACACCGGUGUUGGUGGGCUGUCGGAAUCCGAGCUGUUGGCGACGCAGGAUGUGAUAGAGGAGAUUAUACCAUUUGAGUUUAGUAAUCUACUGCAUCCGAAUGUGCUGAGCCAUUUGCCGCAGGAUGCAUUGAAUGAGCUGCUGUGUCUGGGUGCAGAGCCGGUAGAGGACGAUACGGGUGAUUCUCACGAGAGUUGUCCGCGUGAGGUGGAGGACGACAUCGAGCGUGCCCUGGAGCAUGUGAAAUCGCUCGACGAUAUGGCGGUAGAACCGAGCAGCUUGUUGGGCGAUUUCCUCGACAAUGUGGACGAUGAGAUGCUGGACGGAUCGGAUAUGUGCACCGACGAGCAAAUGCUCCAGCCGUCAAACAAGACGGGCGAGAUUAGAGGCAUGGUGCAUACGUAAGUAGUGCCGGGCAUUGGCCGGAGAGUGAGUUGAGCUUUGUUGCAGUGAGGUAAUUUUGCACGACAAGCAAUUGAUGUUGACAAAACAUGGUUGAGUUGAUAGCUUUAACUUAAAUACACUGCUGGAAGUUGUGUUUAAAAGCUUAUCUUGAUUUCUGAGGCUCACCACCAAAACCGAUUGUUGUUGUGCGGUAUUGGUAGAUCACAAACAAGUUCUAUAAUUUUAAUAACUUCCCGAUGAUUGAGUUUUUUUUUCUUUUCAAUACUCACACUUGCAUCUGCGAUGCGCGCUCAAGGUUGCUCCCUUUGGCACCAUUUUUGGCACCCAUCGUACACCGGCAUGGCCCUGAAACAUUUCUUCUCGCUCUUGACGCCAGUGUGUCAAUCUUCUUGCGCUGCAAUAUAUAAAGCAGAGUGUGUAGGGUUUUUUUUGUUGUAAAAUCAAAAUAACUUACUUCGUUGGCUGUAAAAACACACCGUCGAAAUUACGCUUUCAUCUAUAUAUAAAUAAUAACAAUUUUAAGUACCGUUCACAAUCGCAAUCGCCAGAGCAGGCGAAGCUUUUAAUAAACAUUCACUGUAAAUAGCAUUGAGUAGUGUGAAAUAAUCACAACCGGGGUGAGCAUCUGUAGCGCAGGAAUGAGUUUUCCUUUCAUAAGAUGUGGUUGUCUGACUGUGUGCGUGUUGUGACGGAAGGUGUUGUUCAGUGAAACGAUAGCAGAGUUAGAUAUAAGGGCACCCAUAAUGGAAACAGUGCGAGCGUGUGAAGAGCAGAGAUGAAAAUGUCCCAGUAAAUACGUAAACGGUUAAAUGGAUUCAAAAGAGUUGUUGUUAGCAGAGAAGCUGUAGCAUUUAGUGUGGCAUCGUCGAGCAGAAGAAAACUAAGAUCCCUCGUCCAGUACGCGCGGUUUGUGUGUGGGUGACUCACAAUGUGUAUAGUAAAACCCUCUCGACCCUUUGUUAUCGCACACCGAUUUGAUGCAUUUACGAUGCAUGCCGUUGUACAUAUACAAUAUAAAUACAGAGUAACAUUUACUACUAUCCACAGCGCCACAUAAACAAGAUAUAUAUCUAUUUUAACACACGAAAUCGAUAACUGUACCUGAUUAAAACAAAAGCAAACACAGAAACACACACCCACACACGCGGGGGUGCGGUUUUUUGGCGUUCAUUUUUACAAAACAAUAAACGGUACGCUUUGUUUCGGUUUGCUUCGCACGUAGAGUGCUUCUUGGCAAGAGGCACACACACAAGAUGAGUUUUGCCAUCCUUAUCCUCUCCCGGGGGGGAUUGGGGAUUGGUCCGGUUUGAGCUGAUAUCGAUACAGUGUGUGGUGGAUAGGAUCGUAGCCGUAUACACUACUUAGUGCGUUGAUCACGAGACACCACCGCCGAACCUAUGCGUUCAUGUAAAAAUAUUAUAAUUUAAGGGGGAAACAGGAAACGGGGGUGUGACUCAAACUCAUGUUAAUACGACGCUUGACGAGACAGACAGUGAAGUACGAUGGAGGGGGGAAGUCGGAUGUUACGAAUGUAAGCCUCUAUCUCUGGCCACUCAUAACCUGGGGGCAAGAACCGGGGUAAGCUUUAGUUUUCUUGUAGUGAGAAACCGUGCAAAACACUAGUAAUCGUACCAACUUAACCUAUGCAUAAGUUCAACCUGUAUGGGAAGAAGUAGAACCUUUAGCCAGCUAGCGUUAAGCAAAACAACCACAUUAUGAUCUCUACAGUAUUCACAACGAGAGCUCUCAGCUGAAUGGUGUUGUGUGUGUUGUAGAUUUCUGUAUAGUAACGGCAGUAACAGUUAGGUAAGCAGACGAACCACCAACGGAGAAGGAAAAAAAUGGACAAACCCUACAAAAAUACUAGCGAGAACUGUACGCUUGUUUAAUAAACACAUACGAAACACAAUUAUUGUAACACAGUGCUUUUUGUAAUAAAACGGUAAUAAAAACCCAAAAAAUUAGCA